This is a messenger RNA of Trichomonas vaginalis G3, 459 nucleotides long. Its product is annotated as acetylation-dependent protein binding. Gene Ontology annotation, molecular function: protein binding. The transcript has a single exon. Bases 1 to 459 code for a protein of 152 amino acids. NCBI's taxonomy places the organism in Eukaryota, Parabasalia, Trichomonadida, Trichomonadidae. The record is from RefSeq and is a predicted model, not a curated record.
AUGAAUGAAUAUCUUCAAGGAAGGAUCCUACGCAUUGUUGAAUCACUCAUAGAAUGGUCUGUUUGUUCUCAAUUCACAAGCGCUCCUGCUACAACAGAUGGUUUGGCGAUGAAUAUGUUUAUUGUUCCUGAGCAAAAGUUCGAUUUAAACUCAAUCAAGACAAAAUGCGAAAAUAAGGAAUACAAAACACUCGAAGAAUACAGAGAUGACGUAAAUAAAGUUUUGGCCACCGGUUUAGAGAAGAAGAACAAGGACAAUUUCAUGUAUAUUAUGGCUCAGGAAGCAUAUUUAUGGUUCAACAACAAAAUAAAUACACUUCCACGCAAUCAAGAACAAGAAUGGCGCGAUAAAAUAGCUAAGCAAGUGGCCAAAAUUAACGAAUUAUUACAGUAUAAUCCUCUCAAUCCACCACCUACUCAAAAGCAAAUCAAAGAUACAUUCUCGAAACUUCCUUUAUAA